Molecule: messenger RNA, 1075 nt
Organism: Strongylocentrotus purpuratus (purple sea urchin)
Lineage: Eukaryota; Metazoa; Echinodermata; Echinoidea; Camarodonta; Strongylocentrotidae
Exons: 4
Coding region: 17-1075 (352 amino acids)
Biological process (GO): regulation of transcription by RNA polymerase II
Cellular component (GO): nucleus; transcription regulator complex
Source: RefSeq, a predicted model, not a curated record
GACUUUCGUGUGCAUCAUGUCUGGCAGAAGAAGUAGCAGAAAAACCAGGAAGAAUCCUCCAGUGAGUGAGCAGCCACAACAGCCUCCCCAGGCAGAGGAAGAGGCUCAAAAGGUAGAAGAAGAGGGACCAUCCCUGGCAGAGCUGACGGUUCCCCCACCCCCCAAAGAUGACCGUGGCAAGGGACGUGGAAAAAAGGGCAAGGCAAGGGACAAGAGGAAGCGUAGAGAUUCCCAUGAAGACAGUGAUGCUGAGGAGGUCCAGUCGGAGGCAGCCCAGGAGGAGGCAGACUCGGAGGAUGAGGCAGAGUCAGAGGUGCCUGUGACAGAGAAGAAGCGGAGGAAAGCCAAGGCCCCAGCUGUGAACCUGACCCCAGAGCAGGAGGAGGACAUCUCUGAGUGGCUCAAGCUGAACCCUUGGCUGUGGGACAAAAAUGAGAAGGACUAUAGGCUCCGAGACACCAAGCAGGGCGGAUGCAAUGACAAGGCUGCAGAGAUGGGUCUGACUGCAGCCGAGUUGCGGCGCCGUAUCAAGACUCUGAAAGACAUUGCUGUGAAGGCGCUGAAGCCUCCCCCCUCCGGUGCAGGUGGCAGGAUCUGCACCCCCCAGCAGCAGAGAUGUGUGGAGCUGUUUGGCUUUUUGGCCAAGAAGGUGGUGAGGAGGCCAGGCCGGACCACACUGAAAGGAGUGCAGCCCAGACCUCUGGUGCAGGUGCAGGAGGAGGUCCAGGAGGAGGAGGAGGGCACGGACGAGGAGAGCCGGAUAGAGCUGACUGGUGACAUCCCACCACAGCCCCGGAGGAGGGACAGGAGGAGGGGGGCUGCCAUCAAGGAGCAUGAGGACCUGCUCGAGGCGAUGAGGCGCAGUCUGGCUGAUUCCUCAGCCAUCACUCAGAGGGUGGAGAGUGCACUGGGGACUGCUGCCCCUCCCCCCACAGACCCGAGGCUGCUGGAGAGACACACAUAUGGCCAGUGGUUGAUGUCCAUCCUGCCCAGCAUAGCUGAUGACCACUGGUUUGCUUUCAGGCGGGACAUCAACAAGAUUGUGGACAUUUUACUCUGUUGUGCACCAAUAUAA